GGAGACGCCCGCCCGCCCCAGGAGAGGAGGCGGCUCUGGCCUCGGAGCCGCCCCUCCUGCCUCCGAGAACAAACGGGAUAUUCAGCAGUGGCCUGCGGCUGCCAGAGCGACUCCUCUGGGGAAAUGAAGCGUCGAGUCAGACUGCACCGUAAUCGCCUUUAAAAGCGCUCCCGCUCCGCCCAGUGCGCACAGCCGGCUACCUGGGCUGCCCCGCGGCAGCGCGUGCGGGAGAGGGGGGGUGCGCGGACAGGGGCGUGGGCCGGCGCGGGAGCCGCGUUUCCGCCGGGGAGUCGGUGCGUGAGCCGCGCGGGGCGAAGCGCUGUGUGUGCGCGUCUACACCGGCCAUGGGGGGCGCGGACGCCUGGGCCCCGCUCUGCCUGCUGCUGGCCGCCGCCAUCCCGCUCUCGCGGCAGCAGUCCCCGGAGAGGCCUGUUUUCACAUGUGGCGGCAUUUUUACUGGAGAGUCUGGAUUUAUUGGCAGCGAGGGUUUUCCUGGAGUGUACCCUCCAAAUAGCAAAUGUACUUGGAAAAUCACAGUUCCAGAAGGAAAAGUGGUCGUUCUUAAUUUCCGAUUCAUCGACCUGGAGAGUGAUAACUUGUGCCGCUAUGACUUUGUGGACGUGUACAAUGGCCACACCAAUGGCCAGCGCAUUGGGCGCUUCUGUGGCACAUUCCGGCCUGGAGCCCUUGUGUCCAGUGGCAACAAGAUGAUGGUGCAGAUGAUUUCUGAUGCCAACACAGCUGGGAAUGGCUUCAUGGCCAUGUUCUCCGCUGCUGAACCAAAUGAAAGAGGGGAUCAGUACUGUGGAGGACGCCUUGAAAGACCUUCUGGCUCCUUUAAAACUCCCAACUGGCCAGACCGGGAUUACCCUGCAGGAGUCACUUGUGUGUGGCACAUUAUAGCCCCGAAGAAUCAGCUUAUAGAACUAAAGUUUGAAAAGUUUGAUGUUGAGCGAGAUAACUACUGCCGAUAUGAUUAUGUGGCUGUGUUUAAUGGCGGGGAAGUCAACGACGCUAAAAGAAUUGGAAAGUAUUGUGGUGAUAGUCCACCUGCGCCAAUUAUAUCUGAGAAAAAUGAGCUUCUUAUUCAGUUUUUAUCAGACCUAAGUUUAACUGCAGAUGGAUUUAUUGGUCACUACAAAUUCAGGCCAAAAAAGCUACCAGUUACUACAGCACCACCUGUUACCACCACAUUUCCUGUAACCACAGGUUUAAAACCCACUGUGGCCCUGUGUCAACAAAAGUGUAGACGGACAGGAACUCUGGAGAGCAAUUAUUGUUCAAGUAACUUUGUAUUAGCUGGCACUGUUAUCACAACCAUCACUCGAGGUGGGAGUUUGCAUGCCACAGUCUCAAUCAUCAACAUCUAUAAAGAGGGAAAUCUGGCUAUUCAGCAGGCUGGUAAGAACAUGAGUGCCAAGGUCAUUGUGGUCUGCAAGCAGUGCCCUCUCCUCAGAAGAGGUCUAAAUUACAUUAUUAUGGGCCAAGUGGGUGAAGAUGGGCGAGGCAAAAUCAUGCCAAACAGCUUUAUCAUGAUGUUCAAGACCAAGAAUCAGAAGCUCCUCGAUGCCUUAAAAAAAAAGCAAUGUUAACAGUGAACUGUAUCAACUGAAGUUGUAUUCUGUCAUUGCCUUUGAAAGAAAUAUUUUCUCUCAGUAGAAAAAAAUACAAAAUUAAAUAUUCUGAAAGAGCAUUCUGAAAGAUUGGUUUACUCUUCACAUGAUGUAGGUGUGAGACCUCCAGUGUUGCUGAUGGAAGUUCUGUGUCUGUGCUGAGAGGUACAGAGCUCUGAUUGAUAACCUGUUGACUUAGUGCAGUAAUAGGCAACUCUGUGUGUGAAGCAUUGACAGCUUGGAAGCAGUUUAUUUAUACAUACCUGUAAAAGGGUAUUUUAGAAUUGAUUUGUGUGAAGACGUAAAAAAGAGAUUUUAUAAGUGCAAUAUUUAUAGUGAUAUUUGUUUUACCUUUAAGCAUUUUCUCUGAGGUGUUAUAUUCUUCUCUUGCAUUUUUUAAAUCAAUGCUUAAUAAAGUAUUUUUAAAUGAUUACA
This is a messenger RNA of Nycticebus coucang (slow loris), 2048 nucleotides long. RefSeq names its product procollagen C-endopeptidase enhancer 2 (gene PCOLCE2). Gene Ontology annotation, molecular function: protein binding. The transcript has 9 exons. The record is from RefSeq and is a predicted model, not a curated record. NCBI's taxonomy places the organism in Eukaryota, Metazoa, Chordata, Mammalia, Primates, Lorisidae. Bases 345 to 1592 code for a protein of 415 amino acids.